AACAGUAGGACUCCAACUGCGCGCGCAAAAGAGCCGGACCGGCGGGUACCCGUUUCCACCGUGUGCGCCUCUCGAGAGGCAGAGAGGGCUACGGGCGCGCGCUGCCGGGAGCUUCCCGAGCUCUUCCGAGGCUUCCAGAUCAUUAGAUGGGGCUGAGACGGAGCGGCGUCCACUGAGGAGAAGGCGGCUGAGGGUGUGUGUGCGAGCAAAAGGAAAGGCGAGGCCAGUCAGCGAACCGAGCCAACCAACCAAGGACUGCCUUGCCGCAAUGCAGCAAGUUUUGGAUAAUCUUACUGAUUUACCCUCAUCAGGAGCUGAAGAAAUAGACCUUAUUUUUUUGAAAGGAAUUAUGGAGAAUCCUAUUGUAAAAUCACUUGCUAAGGCUCAUGAACGACUGGAAGAUUCUAAACUUGAAGCUGUGAGUGAUAACAAUCUGGAGUUGGUCAAUGAUAUUCUUGAAGAUAUCAGUCCAUUAAUAAACAGAGAUGAAAAUAUUGCAGAAUUGGUUGGUAUACUAAAGGAGCCACACUUUCUGUCACUCUUAGAAGCUCAUGAUAUUGUGGCAUCAAAGUGUUAUGAGUCUCCUCCCUCUAGUCCAGAAAUAAAUAAUGCUUCAGUGAACAAUCAGAUAGUACCAGUAGAUGCUAUUCGUAUACUUGGCAUUCAUAAAAGAGCAGGAGAACCCCUGGGUGUGACAUUUAGGGUGGAGAAUAAUGACCUGGUGAUUGCAAGAAUCCUUCACGGAGGAAUGAUAGACCGACAGGGUCUCCUACAUGUAGGUGAUAUCAUUAAAGAGGUUAAUGGACAUGAAGUUGGAAACAAUCCAAAAGAACUGCAAGAACUCCUGAAGAGUAUUAGUGGUAGUGUAACUCUGAAGAUUCUUCCUAGCUACAGAGAUAAUAUUGUUCCCCAACAGGUAUUUGUGAAGUGUCAUUUUGAUUAUAAUCCAUUCAAUGAUAAUCUGAUUCCAUGCAAAGAAGCUGGUCUUAAAUUUUCCAAGGGAGAAAUUCUUCAGAUUGUAAAUCGAGAAGACCCAAACUGGUGGCAGGCUAGCCAUGUCAAAGAAGGAGGAAGUGCAGGACUUAUUCCUAGCCAAUUCUUGGAAGAAAAGAGGAAAGCAUUUGUUAGACGGGACUGGGACAAUUCAAGUCCUUUCUGUGGAACAAUAAAUAGUAAAAAGAAGAAGAAAAUGAUGUAUCUCACAACUAGAAAUGCAGAAUUUGACCGACAUGAAAUUCAGAUAUAUGAGGAAGUAGCAAAAAUGCCUCCAUUUCAAAGAAAAACACUGGUCUUAAUAGGAGCCCAAGGAGUUGGCCGAAGAAGUCUGAAAAACAGAUUUAUUGUACUGAAUCCCACAAAGUUUGGAACCACAGUACCAUUUACAUCACGGAAACCGAGGGAUGAUGAGAAAGAUGGACAAGCAUACCGGUUUGUGUCGCGAAGUGAAAUGGAGGCAGAUAUUAAAGCAGGAAGAUACCUAGAACAUGGGGAAUAUGAAGGAAACCUUUAUGGCACCAAAAUAGAUUCUAUCAUUGAAGUGGUUCAGACUGGAAGAACAUGUAUCUUGGAUGUGAAUCCACAGGCACUUAAAGUGUUGCGGACAUCAGAGUUUAUGCCCUACGUAGUUUUUAUUGCUGCUCCAGAACUUGAAACACUGCGUGCAAUGCACAAAGCUGUGGUUGAUGCAGGAAUUACAACCAAGCUUCUAACAGAUACUGAUUUGAAGAAAACUGUUGAUGAGAGUGCACGGAUCCAGAGAGCUUAUAGUCACUACUUUGAUCUGAUUAUUGUGAAUGACAACUUAGACAAAGCUUUUGAGAAGUUGCAAACUGCUACAGAGAAAUUGAGGAUGGAAUCACAGUGGGUCCCCAUUAGCUGGGUAUACUAACAGUUCUUUUGAAGAUGAUAUAAGCAUCAUACUAUGUUAGUUGAAACAAACACUAUACUAAGAAAAUAUUGUACAGUGGUGCCAGAUACUUGGCAGGACCCGAUACGUUUUUAUUCUGUGUAUAUUAAAAUAAUGGUACGCUAGUCAAAUUUUUUAUACAAAAUGUUGAAGGGAAAGUGUACUUAAUAUGUAAUUUAUUUUAAUUUUUCUAACUUUUUACAAAUAACCUUUUUAUUCAUACCACAUGAAGGAAAUGCGUUGAAGCAUUUUUAUAAAUGUUUUGAUUUACUACUUUGCCUUUACUCAUCUAAAGAACUUUCCAGUCACUCACUUAAACAUUUGAUCUUACAUUUUCACUGUGAUAAGGAGAAAAAUACUUGAAAAGGUUUUUGUAAAACUGUUUUAAAUCAAAUGUUUCAUCUGAUCAGUUUUUAUUUAUAUCUAAUCCUUGUCCUAAUAAGCAUUAUCUUGACAUGAGCAGAAUUUUCAAUACUUAAGAAGCAACCAGCACUGAGCCGUGUUACUGACAUGUGUUUGCUUAAUGUUUAUCCAUGUUUUGCAGUUGUCUUGUCUUAGACAGAUGUACUGUAGACUUUUCUGUACGUUCCCUUUUUACAUAAAUGUAAAAGCAAUAUCUUGAACUUUCCCUAAGAAUCUUCUUUUAAAAAGCCAACAUUACAACCCAUACAAUAAGUAUUACUUUCUCAAAGAAUUCUUAUAAUGUAAAUUCAUUGUGUUUGAGAUCAUGGUGAAGUAGCCUGAAAGAGCCUUAUGCUACAGAGUCUUAGUCAAGGGCUCAGCAUGUAGGAUGUAUGUUCUUAGUUGUGGAAAACUCAUAGCUUAGAGGAACAAAAUCUGCUUUUUUUUUUAUUACAGCCUUGCUCUGUAUUUGUAUAUUGUCCUAUGACUGGCCUUUAGUUUAUACCAGAGUAUUUAUGAGUGGUUUUGUGUGUUAUAAAAUGUGAUGUGAUGGGACUUUUGAGCUGUUACUUUGUGUUACCUGGCUUUAUUCACCAAAUAGAGUGUGAAACUAAAAUUAUUGUCAAAUGCUAAAAUUCAGUGUUAUUUAUCAAUGAAUUUAUUUUUGUUUUGCAUUCAUGUUUUACAAUGUUCAUUAAUAACUUCCUUUAGUAGAUAAGUUAAUUCAUUCUCUUAGGUUCAUACUUACUGAUCACAUAAACACUUUUCUGAUACAUAUUCUGUUGCAUGGAUAUAGAUAUGGAUGAUCACUAAGAGGGAAUAAUUGAUGAUCAUAGUUUAUAUUAUACCUGCUAUUAUAAAUAGAGCCAUCCAUUGCUGACAUGCAGAGGGCCAGAGAUGGUUAUCAUCUGCUCACUUCAUUUAUUUUGCCAUACAAGUACGGCCACUAGGAUUUCAGAGCUUAUUUUCAAUACCAAAGUAUCAUACGUAAGAUGCCAACAAUGAAGAAUUAUUGGAAAAGGCUGAAACAGUGCAAACUAGCUUUUAAUUAUUUUGGCUUUUAAGAUGCACAAGGAAACAGGGUUUCGAUAGUUUUUAGUUUAUAUAGAGAAAUGAUGACACCAAAAAGGUAUUGUAAAUAAAAAACCUUUACGGUAUUUUUUUAAAGACUUAAGUAUAUUUUGUAAAUGUCAUGCAAAUUAUUGCAUACAGUAUCUGUGUCUUAAUUGCUGUUGGUAUUUAGAAUUUAGCUUUUAACAAUAUGAAAUACUUUAGAUAAACUUAUUUCUGUUACAUUAAUUGUGUAGAUAGGCUGAUGUUAAGUAUUUAAAAAAAUAGGUAUAUCUGAGUCUGGAAAAUUUUUAUGCCAGUACCCAAAAUGACACUUUUAGUCUGUAAUUUCAGUGUCAUUGUAGGAUUAGGAAGUAGAGUACAGUGUAGAAAUUAGUAUACUUUUAUUGCAUUAAAAAAAUUGUUUGGAGAUUGAGUGGGAGACAUUACUGAACCCUCAACUCAUACCCCGUUUCCCAUUCCUUUAUUUUCUAGUACUUCAUUAGACAACGUUCCAGUUGGUUUGUUGCUACUGCUCUUUGCUAGAUAAAGGUUUGAGCUGAUUUUAAGUACCUUGAUUAAAGUUCUGUUCAGAUUCCAGCUGACCUGUCUUUAGAAAGAAAUAAAGUGUCCUCAAGCAGAAUACUCACUUAAUCUACUCCAUUCCUCUUUUGCUUCUAGCCCAAUUGAUUUGUAUUAUCCAGUCUGAUUGGAAAGCAGAAGGGUUUUCAAAUUGGCCUUAGUUCAAGGAAAGCUUAGUAAGUAAUUAAAGGAAUUUGAUUUUGGUCUUAAUGCUCAGAAACUCCCUGCUGCCCAAAGCAGGAAGAAGAAAAAGAGAACAUCAAUAGUUGUCUUAAUGGCUUUCUAAAGAGCUUGUUAAAAGUAGGAAAUUGGUCCAGAAACAUUUUAUAUUCUCUCUGGGCAAGACUUUUUAUGCUGGUACCCCUAGAAGAUCUUGGGAGAACUGCUUAAAUUAUGUCCUUAUCACAGAAUUCAGCCUUGGUAUUAGUGUGGGAAUUUAAGCCAUAGGUCCCAUAUCUAAUAGGAAGAGAUCCAUGCCAUGCAUAGGAAUUACUGCAUUUGAUAUAAAACCACACCUCUAUAUGCUCAGUAGCAGAAUAUCACUGCACAUGAUAGGGGCCAUUCACUGUUUUUGCUGCAUGGAUACCGUAAUCCCAAUUAUGAAGAAAUUAAAACUUUGAGUACAGAGACCCAGGUAUUUAUCCUCUCACAGAAAGGCAGCGCUGGAGAGGUAUAACAAAAUGCUUCUAAGCACAGUACCAUGAUGCUGCAUUUAGUAAAUGAGGUGCAGAAUGGAUUGAUUGGGAGGGUAAGUCAGAGGUAGAGCAGCUAUUUUAAGUGCCCUAGUUUCAGCUCUUGGCAUCUUUGUCUGAAACUGCAGAGUUCCUGUCAGUUCAUGAGUAUUCAGUGAUCUGAACUGAUAUAUUGCAAAUUCCUAUGAAUAAUAAAUCCAGAAUAUAUCAGAAGUGUUUAGAUACCAGUUUUACAAAAAGGAUAAAGUAUAUUUACCCUCCAUUAAUAGAGUAAAUGAGAAGUUAUAUGAGGGUAACUUCAUAUGUUCAAUAUAAAAAUGGAGUAAGUAUGUGUGCUCACACGAGUACAUGAAAUGGGAAGACAAUAUUGCUUGCUGACAUUAGGGUACAUAAUUAUCUGUACCAAAGUAAAUACAUUAUUGAAAUAUAUAUGGUUAAAUAUAUGGGUAUGCCUGUAUUAUAGUAGAAAACACUGGUUUAUGCAAUUGCCUCUACUAGACUUAACAUGGAUCAGUAAAUACUGCUCUGUUCUACAGUUUCACCAAAAACUGUAUUAUGGAAUGGAAAAAAUCGAUAAAAGUGCAUGGCCAUUAUUAAAAUAUCACUGAAGGAUAAAGGUGAUCCAUCAUUUUAUCUUAUCUGUUGAAGCUUUUUAAAAAAUCUUAAUUUUCCAUGAAGUUUAUCCUGUUUAUACAUUAUGGUAACUUUAAAAAUAUAACUGAAUUCUGAAAGGUCAUACUGAAUUUAUGAGCACUAUGAAGUUCAUUAUAUUAAAUUUAUAAUAAAAUGCAGAUACGAAUCAUGCUGAAUCAGACUUAAAGCUAAUUUUAGUUCUUAAUGUGAAUUCCCAUUUCUAUUUAGCCAGCUACUUGAUCUUCAAACAAUGAUGCUAUUGUUUUAAACUAUUUUUGGCCUUCUAAAUUUGUAAAUACGAAUAUAAUAACCAAUUUAAGAACAGAAAGUAUUUGUCAAAAAGACAGUUGUCAUGAUAAAGGAAAACUAUAAGAAAUUUGCACAGGGGUGGAAAAUGAGCUGAGGGGUGUCUUCCCUCUUUUGUUUUAGAUUGCAGUACAUGAUGAUGCUUCAGGAACAACUGUGUAUCUCUGUUCAACAUACUAGUGUCACAGAUGAGCAGUGAGUUUAAACAAUUAAGUACAAAAUAUUUGUAUAGAUAAUUUUUUGUAGUUAGAGAUUUUGAAAAACCAAAGUGCUCAAAAAAGAACUGCAACAAUUUAACUGUUAAGAUAUCUACGCAAGUUCUGGCAAACUCUACCAACAAUUGCAAGCUUGGGAUUCCUAAGAACAAUGAGACACUGUUUUAUCAUUUUGUGGGAUCAGCAGCGACAGCUCUUCUGCAGAAUUUUGAAUGCAAAGUGUCCUGUUCAGAUCUGCAUAGGAUACUGACAUAAGUGAAAUGGGGUUGCAGUUAGGUAUCUUAGAUUUUUGCACGUUUGGAAUAAAAAUGUAAAAUGCAGGAAGCUUUUUUGUAACAGUAUUUGUCUGAAAUUCAUUUAAUUUCAAAUCCUGAGUAAUUUUUUGCCUACUCAGAGUCAAAAAUAGUCUACAUCAGCUGUACAUUGUUGUUAUUCUGCUUUGUUUUGUCUUGGUUCAAUUGCGGGAGGAGUUCCCAUAACAAGUCUUGGAAACACUGAGAGGAAACAAAGCAACCCUUAAACUAUCUCAAAAGCUGCUUCCAUCAUGUCUUAUUGAAAUAUUUUUGUUUGUUUCUGAUGUAAACUGCUUUGGAUUAGUUUUUCAAUUAAAGUUCAAUGUGAC
Molecule: messenger RNA, 6408 nt
Organism: Candoia aspera
Lineage: Eukaryota; Metazoa; Chordata; Lepidosauria; Squamata; Candoiidae
Gene: PALS2
Product: protein associated with LIN7 2, MAGUK p55 family member
Exons: 12
Coding region: 269-1888 (539 amino acids)
Cellular component (GO): plasma membrane; cell-cell junction
Molecular function (GO): protein binding
Source: RefSeq, a predicted model, not a curated record